UUCCAAAGAGCGCAGUUUCCAACUCUCCUUCCAUCUCCACAACACAACAUUGGGGGCGGGCAGGCUGGGCCUAAGCUGAGGGAACUUCGGGCAAACAGACAGACAGAGAGCCUGGUCGGACACAGCAGCUGCGGUAUCGUUGAACGCACAAUUAAUGUGCGAUCUGGGCUUUAGCUUUUAAAAAAUGGCAAACGUCAAAAAAGUGGUGGUGAAGAUGGCUCCGAGCGACAAGAGGUCGUGCGGACAGGUGAUCGAUGAAUGGAAGGAGUUUGUGUGGAAUUCCAGGACACAGGAGUUCCUGGGCCGGACGGGCAGCAGCUGGGCUCUCAUCCUGCUGUUCUAUGUGGUGUUCUACACCUUCCUAGCGGGACUCUUCAGCCUGACAAUGUGGGUGAUGCUGGAGUUGCUGAACGACUACAGCCCAAAGUACCAGGACAGAAUUACCAACCCAGGUUUGAUGAUCCGGCCAAGAGCUGACAGCCUGGUGGUGGGUUUCAACGUGUCGCAGAGAGCCUCCUGGCAGAACUAUGUCAACGCCCUCAACAUGUACCUGGACUCGUACAACGACAGCGUGCAAUUGUCGAUCAACGACCGGUGCAAGCCUGGGGGCUACCACCCACAGGAGGACAGCGGCGACGUGAGGAACACGCCCAAACGAUCCUGCCAGUUCAACCGCACCUCGCUGGGCCAGUGCUCGGGCCUGGAGGACAGGACUUACGGCUACGGAGACGGCAAGCCCUGCAUCCUUGUCAAGAUGAACAGGAUCAUCGGGUUCCUUCCAGGAGCAGCUAUGACUCCAUACGUGUCAUGCAGCAGCAAGGAUGGAGACGUGGGCAAAGUUCAGGAGCUGCGUUACUUCCCCCCCAACGCAACGUUGGACCUGAUGUACUUCCCGUACUACGGGAAGAAGGCGCACGUGAACUACACGCAGCCGGUGGUAGCCGUGAAGUUCCUGAACAUCACAAACAACGUGGACAUUAGGGUGGAGUGCAAAGUGCAUGCCUCGAACGUGAAGAACAAGGACGAACGGGACAGGUUCGCCGGCAGGGUGGUCUUCACACUCCACGUCGGCCUGGCCCUACCGGGCUCCCGCUAAUCCCUUUCAAUCUGUGGCGUGGGCAGGUGGUGAGAGACUGUGGUUG
Leucoraja erinaceus (little skate) is the source of this 1142-nucleotide messenger RNA. RefSeq names its product sodium/potassium-transporting ATPase subunit beta-2-like. The coding region runs from base 185 to 1096 and encodes 303 amino acids. NCBI's taxonomy places the organism in Eukaryota, Metazoa, Chordata, Chondrichthyes, Rajiformes, Rajidae. Gene Ontology annotation, molecular function: ATPase activator activity. Gene Ontology annotation, biological process: intracellular sodium ion homeostasis; sodium ion export across plasma membrane; intracellular potassium ion homeostasis. The record is from RefSeq and is a predicted model, not a curated record. Gene Ontology annotation, cellular component: sodium:potassium-exchanging ATPase complex. The transcript has 8 exons.